Messenger RNA from Engraulis encrasicolus (European anchovy), 1659 nucleotides. RefSeq names its product ankyrin repeat domain-containing protein 34B. The record is from RefSeq and is a predicted model, not a curated record. The coding region runs from base 1 to 1659 and encodes 552 amino acids. The transcript has 3 exons. Gene Ontology annotation, molecular function: protein binding. NCBI's taxonomy places the organism in Eukaryota, Metazoa, Chordata, Actinopteri, Clupeiformes, Engraulidae.
AUGGCUGAGCCCAGGGACUACCUGUCGGACGGCAGCCCCCUGAUCACGGCAGCCCAGCUGGGCAAACUGCGCCUGGUCCGCGUGCUGCUGGAGGGCGGUGCCCAGGUCAACGAGCACAACCAGCGCGGCGAGACUCCGCUGCUGGCAGCCUGCAAGGCCAUGCGCGGUGACCAGACCUGCAGCCCCAGGCUGAAGCUCAUUCACUACCUGCUCAUGCACGGAGCGGAGCCCAACGCCCAAGACAAGGCGGGCCGCACCGCUCUCAUGUACGCCUGCAUGGAGCGGGCUGGAGAGGAGGCGGCGUCCGCCCUCAUCGCGGCCGGGGCGGACCCCACCAUGGAGGACUACUCGGGGGCGUCAGCUCUGGUCUACACCAUCAACUCGCAUCACCAGGCCACGCUGAAGGUGCUGCUGGACGCGUGCCGCGCCAAAGGACGCGACAUCAUCAUCAUUGCCACCGACCUGAGCCCGGACGGCGGCGCGACCACGCGCCGCUACCUCAACGUUCCGCCGUCGCCCGACACCUCACCCGUGUCCUGCAUGUCGCCCUCGGACAUCGAGCUGAAGACGGGGUCCCCCACCGCAGACGGAGGCAACGGAGGAGGGAACAUCUUUGACUUCCGAGGGGCGGUGAGCAGCAGGCGCAGCAGCAGAGGAUCUUCCAGCUCUCCCAGAAGCCCAGCAGGACGCCUGCGGUCAGAGCCAUGGCUGGCCAUUCACAACCUGGCACACCUGAACCGCGCUUACGAAGAAGGACUCAGGCGGAACACCAUGCAGGAGGAACAGGAAGAGGAGGAGAGUUACUCAGACCUGCGCUCUGUUCACGUUUCUCCUCCGGGACCUGACGCUGACACAAGCGUGACUACUGUGAGGGGGGUCACUGAGAGACUUCCGGUCGGUUCCGGAACACACGCUGGUGGCGGCCGACGGAAUACUCUGCCUUCCCUGGGUCUGCCUCCCCUGCUCCACUUGCCAUCACUGACUCUGAACUACUAUAACUCAGAUUCUCACCUGCACAAUGGUGUGCCGAGUUUGCAGACAGAGUCAAGGCCUUUAUCCUCGGCCAGCAUCUCUCGGAACCUACCAGCUCCACCACCGCCCAGUGCGCCCUCACGCUGCAGCAAGAAAAGCCCACUGGACUUGCGGACCAGGCUGAGGACGACAACGCAAGCCCGCGCUGGUGGCUUUCUGCCCCCACUGUCCCCACUGCCCCCCGGCUGUUUGGCGGCAGCCUCAGGCUCAGCGCGUGAGGUGGAGGAGACGCCUGAAGACAGCAGUAGACACUGCACUGAGGAGCCGCACUCCAGGAGUCAGCCCUGCCAGCCCUGGCAGAGGGAGAGAGGGUUCUCUAGACGCCGGCACGCUGCACAACUGGAGGGCAUGGGCCACAAGUUGGUGGAGAAUGCGGUGGAGAAGGCAGAGUGCGCCCAGGGUGAAAUCAAGGUGGCGCAGAUGCUCGUAGAGGAGGUGCUGCAAAGGGCCCUUGAGAUCGCCCAGUCUUCCCUGGGCCCGACUCCUGGCACCCUCGGGUGUCAGUCUGAGUCUAAUGAUGACAUCAAAGGUGGCAGAGAUGUUUGUGCGGGAGGUGCUGGAGAGUGCCCUCGAGAGCGCACGGGCUUCCCAGAGCUCGACCCCCUGCACCUGCCGGUGUCACUCUGA